CCUCAGGUCAUCGAGGGCUCCGCCCCUGUCGGGUGGUCUGUUCGUGGACUGCGGCCUCUGGUGCAGGUGCCCACCCAGCUCGCACUGGGCCCAACCCAGUCCACCCAGCUAGGGGAAGGAGCCGCCUGCCUGCCUUGGCAGCCAUGAGGCCCCCGUGGUGUCCCCUGCACACUCCCUUCCCAGUGUCCCCACUUCUCCUCCUCCUCCUCUUCCUCCUGGGAGGAGGGGCAGAAGCUGAGCACCAGGAGGACCCAGAGCUGCUGGUGAUGGUGCGUGGGGGCCGGCUUCGGGGCACCCGCCUAAUGGCCCCUGGGGGCCCUGUCUCUGCUUUUCUGGGCAUCCCCUUCGCAGAGCCACCCGUGGGCCCCCGUCGCUUUCUGCCACCGGAGCCCAAGCGACCCUGGCCAGGGGUGCUAGAUGCUACAGCCUUCCAAAGUGUCUGCUACCAAUACGUGGACACCUUGUACCCUGGCUUUGAGGGCACCGAGAUGUGGAACCCAAACCGUGAGCUGAGUGAGGACUGCCUCUACCUCAACGUGUGGACACCAUACCCUCGGCCUGAGUCCCCCACCCCGGUCCUCAUCUGGAUCUAUGGGGGUGGCUUCUACAGUGGGGCCUCUUCCCUGGACGUGUAUGAUGGCCGCUUCCUGGCCCAGGCAGAGGGGACUGUGCUAGUAUCCAUGAACUACCGGGUAGGAGCCUUUGGCUUCCUGGCCCUGCCAGGGAGUCGGGAGGCUCCAGGCAAUGUGGGUCUCUUGGAUCAGAGGCUGGCCCUGCAGUGGGUGCAGGAGAAUGUGGCAGCCUUUGGGGGGGACCCAACGUCAGUGACUCUGUUUGGGGAAAGUGCAGGUGCUGCCUCUGUGGGUAUGCACCUGCUGUCCCCACCCAGCCGGGGCCUGUUCCACAGGGCUGUGCUGCAGAGCGGUGCACCCAAUGGGCCUUGGGCUACUGUGAGCAUGGGAGAGGCCCGCCGCAGGGCCACACUACUAGCACGUCUUGUAGGCUGUCCCCCAGGUGGGGUUGGUAGCAAUGACACAGAGUUGGUCACCUGCUUGCGGACACGGCCAGCUCAGGACCUGGUGGACCACGAGUGGCAUGUGCUGCCUCAGGAAAGUGUCUUCCGCUUCUCUUUUGUGCCUGUGGUAGACGGAGACUUCCUCAGUGACACCCCAGAGGCCCUCAUCAACACUGGAGACUUCCAUGGCCUGCAGGUGCUGGUGGGUGUGGUGAAGGAUGAGGGCUCCUAUUUUCUGGUUUACGGGGCCCCAGGCUUCAGCAAAGACAACGAGUCUCUCAUCAGCCGAGCCCAGUUCCUGGCCGGGGUGCGGGUCGGGGUCCCCCAGGCGAGUGAUCUGGCUGCCGAGGCUGUGGUCCUGCAUUACACAGACUGGCUGCACCCUGAGGACCCAGCACGCCUGAGGGAGGCCAUGAAUGAUGUAGUGGGUGACCACAAUGUCGUGUGUCCUGUGGCUCAACUGGCUGGGCGACUGGCCGCCCAGGGUGCUCGGGUCUAUGCCUACAUCUUUGAACACCGAGCAUCCACUCUCUCCUGGCCCCUCUGGAUGGGGGUGCCCCAUGGCUACGAGAUCGAGUUCAUCUUUGGGCUCCCCCUGGAACCCUCGCUAAACUACACCAUCGAGGAGAGAGCCUUUGCCCAGCGACUGAUGAAAUACUGGGCCAACUUCGCUCGUACAGGGGACCCCAAUGACCCCCGGGACCCCAAAGCCCCGCAGUGGCCACCGUACACGGGGGUAGCACAGCAGUAUGUGAGCCUCAACCUGCGGCCUCUGGAGGUGCGGCGGGGCCUGCGCGCCCAGGCCUGUGCCUUUUGGAACGGCUUCCUACCCAAAUUGCUCAGCGCCACCGACACGCUGGACGAGGCGGAGCGCCAGUGGAAGGCCGAGUUCCACCGCUGGAGCUCCUACAUGGUGCACUGGAAGAACCAGUUUGACCAUUACAGCAAGCAGGAUCGCUGCUCAGACCUGUGACCCUGGCGGGACAUCCACGAUCCGCCACCCUACACGCCCCUCCCGGCCCUCUAGCUGUAUAUACUAUUUAUCUAAGGGCUGGGAUAUUACAGAAGAGCCCUAGACCCACCCCUAUUUUUCCCCCGGGGCUCCCGAUCCUCAGCAUGUCUCGGCUGAGCCCCCUACCCCGCGGUGCCUUCGCCCCUCUGGGCUGCCAAUAAACUGUUACAGCCAAA
This is a messenger RNA of Miniopterus natalensis, 2203 nucleotides long. RefSeq names its product acetylcholinesterase (Yt blood group) (gene ACHE). Gene Ontology annotation, cellular component: plasma membrane. The record is from RefSeq and is a predicted model, not a curated record. Gene Ontology annotation, biological process: acetylcholine catabolic process; choline metabolic process. Gene Ontology annotation, molecular function: acetylcholinesterase activity. Lineage: Eukaryota; Metazoa; Chordata; Mammalia; Chiroptera; Miniopteridae.